Messenger RNA from Hyphopichia burtonii NRRL Y-1933, 1354 nucleotides. It is a transcript of the gene MOB2, whose product is annotated as Mob2p. The record is from RefSeq and is a predicted model, not a curated record. Gene Ontology annotation, biological process: cell division; positive regulation of protein phosphorylation; signal transduction. Gene Ontology annotation, cellular component: nucleus; cytoplasm. Gene Ontology annotation, molecular function: protein kinase activator activity. The transcript has a single exon. NCBI's taxonomy places the organism in Eukaryota, Fungi, Ascomycota, Pichiomycetes, Serinales, Debaryomycetaceae. The coding region runs from base 347 to 1354 and encodes 335 amino acids.
CAACACAAAGGGUAUCCCACGUUCCUUUAUAUUUUCCACACCGAACCCUAAGUAUUGAAAAAAGAUUUGUCGUCUGUUUCGUUUUAAACUAGUGUUUUUGUUUUGAUUUUGUUCCUCAUUCUCUGGUUCUGAAUCUGUUUUACGGUUUAUGUUGAAUUCCAGUACUCCUUGAUUGGUGAUCAUCAAAGUUUCCCAUCUAAUUGUACUACUCGCUACCAUUUACAGAUCAUAACAGUUCCUGUUCCGUUUUCUAUUAGCUGGUCUAGUCAUUUUUCAUAUCUUUCAUAUUUUUUUUUUUUUUUUUCGAUUCUUCUCUUUUACUUUUCAUAUUCAUCGUCGACGUGCAAUGUCAUUUUUAAAUACCAUUAGAGGUUUGGGUAGAAGUGCUAAGAAGUCCAAGAAAGACGAGCCUUCCAGUUCUAAUGGCUAUAGUGCCCCUGGCUCACCAUUAAGAAGAACACAAUCACCUACCAAACUUUCACCAACAAAACAACAAAGAAUCGGUAACCAACAACCAUUUUCAAAUAACCAACUUAGCCAACCACAGUCGAGAUCACCUACAAGAAGAAGUCAUAUAAAUCAAAGUCCAAACCGCUCACCCCAACGUCAACAAGGUAACGCUUUCUCUCGUUCCAAUCAAUUACAACAACCAUCACUGCAAUCACAACAAUCUAUCCAGACCAACCGAACCCAAUCUUCUCAAGGUAAUCAGCUUCAGCAGCUGCAACAAUCCACUCAAACCAUUCAAAAUGAUGGAUUGGAUGAACCUUUACCCCUUUUCUUAUGUGAACCAUUUGUUAAAACUGCAUUAGUUAAAGGUUCUUUUAAAACAAUUGUUCAAUUACCAAAAUACGUGGACUAUGGUGAGUGGAUUGCCUUGAAUAUCUUUGAGUUGUUUAAUAACCUAAAUCAAUGUUAUGGAGUUAUAGCAGAAUAUGUUACCCCUGAAGAAUAUCCAACUAUGAAUGCUGGACCAAGAACUAAUUAUCUUUGGGUUGAUGGUAAUGGUCAAGCAGUCAAUUUACCUGCAUGUCAAUAUAUUGAUUAUGUUUUAACUUGGAUUUCCAAUAAAGUUAAUGAUCAAUCGGUUUUCCCAACUAAAAGUGGUGGUGCUUUCCCACCAAAUUUCUUAAAAGACUGUAAAAACAUAUCAAGACAAAUGUUUCGAAUUUUUGCUCAUAUUUAUCAUAAUCAUUUUGAUAAAUUUGUCCAUUUAUCUUUGGAAGCCCAUUGGAACUCGUUUUUUGCGCAUUUCAUUAGUUUGAUUAAAGAAUAUAAUCUACUUGAUAGAUCGGAAUUAGAACCUUUAUUACCUCUCAUUGAAAAUCUUGAAGCCCAAGGGAAAAUUAUAUAA